AUGCUUUCGGCAAAGAGCACCAGUGCUCCUGCCACGGCUCCUCCUGCGGAGGCACUGUUUGACGCGGAGGAUGAGGGAGAGCCACCCAUGCAUGACGAACACCCCGUGGCGACAAUCAUCAGGGGGCCAUUCACAGAGGUGGCAGAGCAGCAGUUGGCGGCCACAGUGGACCAGCUGCUGCUGGCAUAUGGAGUCUCUGAUGCAGCCGUGUGGGGCCCCAUACUGUCCCACCUCGCAGAGGAGGCUGUCGCCAAGCUGUCGCCAGGCCUGGCAGUUGCGCAUGGCAAUUUGGACCCCCGCUUUUAUAUCAAGGUGAAGAAGGUGGCGGGGGUGGGAACGCCUGGGGACAGCAGCAUUGUGAACGGCGUGGUGUGUCGCAAGAACAUUGCCCACAAGCGCAUGCGGCGGCGCAUCGAGAACGCCAAAAUCCUCCUCAUCGGCGGCAGUGUGGAGUUCAAUCGCACCCAGUCGCGGCUCGCCUCCCUCGAGUCCGUCACCAAGCAGCAGGAGGAGGAGAACCUGCAGGAUCAGGUGGACAAGCUGGUGGCGCUGCAGCCGGACAUUGUGCUGGUGGAGCGCAGCGUGGCGCGCACUGCGCAGGACCAGCUACUCGACCGGGGCAUCUCCCUCGCCCUCAACCUGAAGCGCUCCGUCCUCGACUUCCUCUCCCGCUGCACCGGCGCAGAGGUGGCGGCGUCUGUGGAUAGCGCAUCUGCAAAGAACGUGGCGACGUGCGAGGACAUCGCCUCAGGCGCAUCCGGCCAGGCGCUGGAGGCCAGCGCGAAGCUGCCGAGCGUGCCGGAAGGCUCCGGGGCCGGCGCCAAGGCGGAAGCUGCCGCGCAGCCGGAUGCGGCCAAAUCUGGCGCGGCGGCUGGCCUGGCCGUGCCGCCGGCGGUGCCGCGGGGCCCGUCGCUGGAUCGCACAUCGGUAAGCUACAAGGGGGAUGCGAGGAGCGGCGCGUCGGCGUUUGGGGCGUUGGACCGGGUGAGCGGGAGCUAUCCGGGGACAUCUUUGGGGCGGGUGUCGGGGAGGGAGCUGGGCACGCCCCAGAACAGCCUGAAGCUGUCCGAGUCGGGCAAGGGGAUGAUGGCGGCGCGCACGCUCAUGUUCUUCAAGGGCUGUCCUAACGCGCUCGGCUGCACCGUGCUGCUCAAGGGCGCCCCGCGCGAGGCCCUGGCCGCCGUCAAGAAGGUCAUGCAGUUUGCAGUGUACGCCGCAUACCGCAACCGCCUGGAGACGGCCUUCCUGGCAGAUCAGCUCGCAUCCGCCAUUUCCACCGCCGACGAGUCACACAGCUCCUCCAAGCUGGGGACGCCUGAAAAGGCGCCCAAAGGCAGCCGGCCGGCUUCCUCGACCGCCACUCCCCAGCAGAGCGCGCCAUCCUCCCCCACCAAGGCGGCCCUCGCAAACGGCGUGGCUCCCAAUCAAUCAUCCGUGUCGGUGUCACACCCCCACGGGGGUGUAUCCAUCGGCACGCCGGUGCAGCCGCCGGCCGAAGGGGCACGCAGUGAAUGCGCCUCAGAGGCCGAGCAGCAGAACAACUCUGGCAGCGCAUCGCUGAUGUCAUCGCUAAUGGCCAGCUCAGCGCCCAGCCGCACGCCGACAGCAGAGCCGCUCUUCUCGCGGGCAGUCUCCUCUGCGAUGCAGCCAAUGAACAGCGGCGACAUGAGUGUGGCCAGCAGUUUCCAGGAGGACUCUCUGCGUGAGAAUGACGCCGCCAGCAGCCAAGGUGUGGGCUGA
This is a messenger RNA of Coccomyxa subellipsoidea C-169, 1740 nucleotides long. RefSeq lists its product as hypothetical. Gene Ontology annotation, cellular component: endosome membrane. Gene Ontology annotation, biological process: phosphatidylinositol phosphate biosynthetic process. Gene Ontology annotation, molecular function: 1-phosphatidylinositol-3-phosphate 5-kinase activity; ATP binding. The record is from RefSeq and is a predicted model, not a curated record. NCBI's taxonomy places the organism in Eukaryota, Viridiplantae, Chlorophyta, Trebouxiophyceae, Coccomyxaceae. The coding region runs from base 1 to 1740 and encodes 579 amino acids. The transcript has 11 exons.